AUGACUCAUAAGAUUCGGGGAAUUACUAAACGAAACGCUGUGGUUCCCCGUCAAACGGUAUUUUACAUACGGGGAAAUACCUGGGCUAUAAUAUAUAAACCGCCGGGUGGUUUCUGUUGCAUUUCCUGCUGUUUAAUUUUUUCGACGUUGAACUCUUUUGCCAUAGAUGUAACAUCAUGUCCUCAAUUACACCUUAACCAUCAACUUCUAAACAUGCUGAUGAAUUGGAAUCCUCACUGUCUUCUUCUGAAGAAGCUUGACACGUAAGAAAAAAGAAAAACAUAAAGUCCUUUACUCAUAAGUAUACCGCUGCAUGGGAACAAGAACCUGAAUUUAGGGGUUGGCUGAGGAGCAGCAAGAAUCAGUCCAAUUAUGCAU
Molecule: messenger RNA, 378 nt
Organism: Acanthoscelides obtectus
Lineage: Eukaryota; Metazoa; Arthropoda; Insecta; Coleoptera; Chrysomelidae
Source: the annotation of a GenBank genome assembly